Oikopleura dioica is the source of this 948-nucleotide messenger RNA. The record is from the annotation of a GenBank genome assembly. Lineage: Eukaryota; Metazoa; Chordata; Appendicularia; Copelata; Oikopleuridae.
AUGUCAAAUAUUUGCUCAUUUUGGGAGAUUAAUCCCUUGACUAGUAGAGUACGGGUGAGGGCUCCGAAAACGAAGGCAGAACCGUAUCCAGAUUAUGAUACCGAGGAAGAGGGGACAGCCAGGCUGGUUGCGGGACUAUGCAACAGAACCAUUCCUAUCGGCAAUGGAAAGAAAGUGGCAAGAAAAAGAAAAGGAAGAGACCCAGAGGAAGAAGAAAGAGGCAGCUCUGAUGAAGGCGAAAUCACGCAACGCAAGAAACUCAAAACCGGCAGCGAAUUUGUCGACAACUACGACGACGAAGUUGCAAACUACAGAGACGUCGAAGUCGCCUCGGAUGACGAAUAUGAAAACAACGAAGACAACGACAGUGACGAUGCCGAAAGUGCCAACGACGACGCAGCUCAAUACAACCGACGAUCGACAAAUAGUAGAAAAAGGCGGAGGGACACUCGAUCAGUGGACAAGUACACUAAUAGGGGCAAGAAAUCCGCAAACGAACGAGCUAAAAUUUCCAAAAGAGCUAAUCGUUACCAGAUUUCCCCGGCAAACGAACACGAAUCCGAAUUUAGUGAACAGCCGGAUGAUGGUGAACCGUUUACCGAUGAGGGAUCAACAGCCGAUUCUUAUGACCAACAGCUCGCCGAGCCUAGCAAACAAAAUACAAGAAAUCGAAAGCGCAUCCGAGAACAGUCCGUCAUUGUCGAGAACCCGGCGCACAAAUUUAAACGACGACGCGAGGGCUUUCAGGGCCCCGUUGGAAGCGUCAUUACCGUACCUAAACCCAAGCCAAAGCCAGCCCCUGUCACAGCUAAACGAACUAAACGGGGCCGAAAACGGCGUCGAAAUAGAGACGUAUCUCGGAGCCCCUCGCCCGGCGCUCAAUCCGCAAGCGCAGACAGCGACUCCCCAGUCAUCGAUACCGCAACAAACUUCUGGUCAAGAUAUUAA